AUGUCUCAAUCACCGUCUCUAUCGCUCCUCACCACCGUCCUGGGAAUCGUCCCCAUCGGCUUCGGUAUCAACGCCAUCCUGCGUCCCGCUCAUGCCUUGACCUUCUUCGAGUUUGAACCACCCGUCGCUCCCCGCGACCGAAGCCUCGUCGACAGCCUGAUGAUUGUAUAUGGCGCGCGGGAUAUUUUCAUGGGGCUCGCCCUCUACGCUGCGGGCUUUUUCGGCACGCGCAAGUCCCUGGGUUGGACGUUGAUCGCAACGAGUACAAUCGCCAUUGCCGACGGGGCCGUGUGUUGGAGCAAUGGCCAUGGACAAUGGAAUCACUGGGGAUAUGCUCCUGUCCUUGCCAUUAUCGGGGGCCUUCUGAUCCGGUCCGACAGCAAAGAUAAAACCAAUUGA
Messenger RNA from Aspergillus lentulus, 399 nucleotides. RefSeq names its product DUF4267 domain-containing protein. The record is from RefSeq and is a predicted model, not a curated record. Lineage: Eukaryota; Fungi; Ascomycota; Eurotiomycetes; Eurotiales; Aspergillaceae.